Columba livia (rock pigeon) is the source of this 4723-nucleotide messenger RNA. RefSeq names its product EPS8 signaling adaptor L2 (gene EPS8L2). Gene Ontology annotation, molecular function: actin binding. The transcript has 21 exons. NCBI's taxonomy places the organism in Eukaryota, Metazoa, Chordata, Aves, Columbiformes, Columbidae. Gene Ontology annotation, cellular component: plasma membrane; ruffle membrane; vesicle. Gene Ontology annotation, biological process: Rho protein signal transduction; regulation of Rho protein signal transduction; positive regulation of ruffle assembly. The coding region runs from base 273 to 2483 and encodes 736 amino acids. The record is from RefSeq and is a predicted model, not a curated record.
CAACCAGGGCGAGCGGCACCAGGACGAAAGGGCAGCAGCGCGGGGACCCCCGGGCUGGGUGCCGGGUGGGCUUUGCCUCCCUCUCCUCUCCAUCCUCUGGGCCGGGCAGGCAAAGCGCCGUGCAGGGAGGGAGAAGGAGCUUGUUUGCCGGAGAAUGGCAGCAGGAUUUAACUAGGAGGGCACGGCAAACUGGGAGAGGACGCACGGGAGCCGAGGGGACAGCGGGAGACGAGAGCGGCUUCUCAGCACCGUUGCCUGUCCUGUGAAGCGACAUGAGUCUCAAGGGAUCCCUCAGCAGCAACCCCAGCUCAUCAAAUGGCAGCAUGGGCAGAGCGGACGGAGCCGCCAAGCUGAGCGCAAAGGACCUGUACGAACAAAGGAAAAAAUACUCCAACUCCAAUGUCAUAAUGCACGAGACUUCCCAGUACCACGUCCAGCACUUGGCCACCUUCAUCAUGGACAAGAGCGAGUCCAUCGUGACGGUGGACGACGCCAUUCGAAAACUCAUCUUGCUCAGCUCCAAAGAGAAGAUCUGGACGCAGGAGAUGCUGCUGCAAGUGAACGACAAAUCCAUUCGCUUGCUGGACUGCGAGUCGCAGGAGGAGCUGGAGGACUUUCCUCUGCCCACAGUCCAGCACUGCCAGACGGUGCUGAACCAGAUGCGCUACUCCUCCGUGCUGCUCCUGGUGUGCCAGGAUUCGGAGCAGCACAAACCCGACAUCCACUUCUUCAACUGCGACGAGGUGGAGGCGGAGAUGGUUCACGAGGACAUAGAAAGUGCCCUGGCAGACCACAAGCACGGGAAGAAGAUACGGCCACAGACACUCAAAGCAAACCAAGAAAAGAUCAAGCAGAGGCAAUCCAUCCUCCCGCCGCCGCAGGGGCCGGCGCCCAUCCCCAUCCAGCACGACGCGCGCGGCUCGGCCGUCAACAGGAACCGGGUGGCGCCCCCGUCCCAGCACAACUCAGACUAUGAACGACGAGGCUCCAGCUCUCAAGACCAUGAAGAGUCCCGAGCCAUGUUAGCACAGAAGAUUGAAAAAGAAACGCAAAUCCUGAACUGCACCCUGGAUGACAUUGAAGUGUUUGUCGCCAGGCUCCAGAAGGCUGCAGAGGCGUUCAAACAGCUCAACCAAAGGAAGAAAGGGAAGAAGAACAAGAAGAAAGGGCCAGCAGAGGGCAUGCUGACCCUUCGAGCGAGACCCCCAAGCGAGGCCGAGUUCAUCGACUGCUUCCAGAAAACCAAACUGGCUUUUAACCUCUUGGCCAAACUGAGAAAGCACAUCCAGAACCCCAGCGCUUCCGAGCUGGUGCAUUUCCUAUUUGGGCCGCUGGAACUGAUUGUCAGCAGCUGCGGUGGCCCCGAGCUUGCCAGGUCUGUGGUCAGCCCGCUUCUUUCUAAAGACACCACCGACUUUCUCAGAGGACACCUGACACCAAAAGAGAUAAACCUCUGGGAAUCCCUGGGAGAGACAUGGACCAGAUCCAGAGCUGAGUGGCCCCGAGAAGCAAAUAUCCCCACCUACAUCCCCAAAUUCCGCAACGGCUGGGAAGCGCCCAUGGAGAUCUUCCGCGGAGCGCCCUGGGAAAUAGAUAUUGGCCACCUUCAAGAAGAGCUCUCGUCGGCGAAUGGAUAUCCGUACCGGAACUCCUCGCUCAAGCGCGGCCAGAGCGCUGACCAGACACAGGCUGUGGACGCCUUCAAACAGAAUGUAACUCAGCAUGUAAAUAGGAAUUUUGAGGCGCAGGGAAUGGCUCUGCCGAAGAGAUAUGCCAAAAUCCGCUACGACUUCACUGCACGAAAUGCCAAUGAACUGUCAGUGCUCAAGGAUGAAAUCCUGGAGGUGUUAGAAGACAACAAGCAGUGGUGGAAGCUGCUCAACCGGAGCGGGCAGGCUGGUUACGUCCCUUAUAACAUCCUGGAUGUGGUGAAACUGGAAGAGCUGGAACAGUCUAACCAGAGGUACAAAGGAGAACUGAACCCCAGGGGCUACGGACCGUCCAGCCCAUCUCACAAGCUGCCUGCCAGCUACGCCGGGGACAAGUGGGGCAGUGAAAUGUUAUCACGCAACUCUCCCCAGGACGCCAAAGAACAACUUAUUCAUCAAAUGGACGAGCUGAACGAUGAGUUGCUAAAGAAGAUCACAAACAACAAAAUUCAGCCUCCCCAGAGGAAUUUCAAAGUGGAAAAGCCUCAGGAAGUCUUUGUGCCCCUCACCUUCGAAUCCAGCACUGAAGAAGUCAAAGCCUGGCUGGAGGCAAAGUCAUUCAGCAAAGAGACAGUGGAACACCUCGGCAUCCUCACCGGAGCUCAGCUCUUCUCCCUCAACAGAGAGGAGCUGAAGAAGGUGUGUGGUGACGAGGGCAACAGAGUCUACAGCAAAAUCACAGUGGAGAAAAACCAGCUGGAGAAAAGCAGAGGGGAGUCGGAGCUCCAAGAAAUCAUGAAGCGUCGCCAGGAAAGGAUUGAUUCCGCUAAUUAAAAUCUAUCUGCUUUAUUUCAGCUGUUAGUCAUAGUAGUGCAGAAAAAGGGAACGGAAGCAAUAAUUCCCAGUCCAGAGGAGAGACAGGAGGGCUCCACACUUAGCGGUGUAGUUGCCAUCAAAGUGACAAUUUCUUGAACACUGUUGAUAAGGGUAGACAAUAAGACCAUGUCCCAUUGGGAAAGGUGUUUUAAUAUUGCAUGAAGUACUUUUUUUUUUUUUAUAUAUAACUAUAUAUUUUAUACUGAAAUUUUAUGUGCAUGUGAUCAGAGCGGAUCGGAACUCACACAUGUCUGAAUUUAUGACAAUGGCUGCGUUUGAGCAAAAAAGACCCCGCAAAGCUUUUCUCAAAGGGCUGGAGCUGCUGCCACCCCCCUGGGCAGCGCGGCUGGGGCCGAGGGCACGGCAGGGAGCUCAGCACAGCCCAGCAUGAACUAUUCCAAGGCGGGACCAGGAAAUAAACCUUUUCCCCCACUUUUCAUUCCCUUCUCUGUGGCAGGUGUCCCCUGCAGCCCACUGGCAAAGGCCCCGUGACAAUUCCCCAUCCUUCUGUCAGGGGAGGCUGGAAUUGCAGCACAGCCCACCUGAGACUGACUGUGUCCUUAAACACACGUACCAGUUAGUGCUGGCUUUGAACCGUGGAAACGGGCUUUCCUUGUGUGAUCAUGUGCAAGAUCUGAGUGAAACCUGCGGGGAUUUGAAGCUGCGAACAGGUGAGCUCAGCCUGAUAAUCCUCACUUAAGCCAAGGCUGGGGCUCAGGGCAGCCUGAUCCUGCGUCAGGCAGUCGCGGUAUUGCCAAAGCCAGGCCUCAAACACGGAGAUAAGCUCCUGCCAUUUGCUCCCAACCCACUCACACACCCAAAGCCCUUUCCAGGGUGUUGUCCCCACCUUCGCAUUUGCAUUGCAAAGAGAAAUCUGAAACGCUUCCUAAAUAUCUAAGGAACACAAGCACACUUGGAAAGGCUGUUUUAACACAAAAUCAAUGGCAACAAGAAAAAAAUAAUAAUUUAAUUUUGUAGAGGGUGUUGUUCUUCACUUCCUGUUUUUCUGAAUAAUGCUACGUGCAUAUGUAUAUAUCUAUAUCUAUCUAGUGAGGCACCCCCCCACUCUUACAGUCUCUAAGUAGGGAUAAGGAAAAAAACCCUUUCCCUAGAGACACAAUUAAGUGAUUUUGCAUCAAUAAUUUACUCAAACUUUUAAAAGCUCAAGCAAGCACACAGUGGAUUUCCUGUCCGCAGCAAGUUUGGCACACACUGUAUUUAUAUUUUACUUACAGACCAACCUGACAGGAAUGCAGGAAAGCAAACACAUCCACAGAAACCGCCCAGAGUGGCAAGACUUUGUCUUUCUCUCUCAUGUACACACCUUAACUUUGGUUGAACGGGAACUCGGGCCCAGACUCCACAAAGACUCGCACACGUGCUUUCCUUUACCCCCUGACUGUUCCCACCUCCUUUAAAGGUUAAGCGUGUGCCCAAGUCUCUGCAGAAUCUGGGCCCGUCCUUGCACAUUUAACAGAAAAAGCUGUAAAGAGGUGGCUGGGGAACACACGUCUAAAUCGGAGAAGACUGAUGCACCUCUCAAUUUCGGCUUUGUUCUUCCAAAAAUGUUUCUAAUGGAUGAUGUAUUUCCUUAAUCUUGAAAGAGGACAUUGUUAGCAGCUGCGGAAUCAGCGUGCAGGCAGGGAAGUGACAGAGGAGAACCACGAUUUUAGCCACAAGCCUGCUGGUCUGCCACAGGGGCUGGAACCUGCCAAGGACACUCACCUUGUCAGGGAGGGAUGAAGAGCACGAUCCUCCUGAGCAGCCUGGCUCUGGAUUUGGGAAGCAGGUGUGAACGCUGGCAAACCGUUGGUGUUACGAGCACAGGAAGCUAAAUAAUUUCUAAAAUAAAAAUAAAAACAAAGAGUAAGCUAGGAAACAUGACACCAUUCGUGUCUUUGGGUAAAGGAAAAAAUCACACAGACUUAGAGCUACUUGGGAUUAUAAUAGGAGCGUACGCGACAGUUCUGUAAAGCUGGGAACCAUGGAAGCAUUUCUUAAAAUAAAUAUAUCGGUAGACCUUACUGCAGAAGUCACUUUUAAAAAUUUCCAUAUGACUGAGCUGUGCAUCUGUUAUAUUUGUACUGCCUGCAGAUAAUGCUAUAAUGUACUGUACAUUAAUGUAAUUGAACGAAGGAUAAAAUGAUAUAACCAUGCACUGUAUAAGAUUUAUUAAAAUAGUUAAGUUAUACUUAUAA